AUGUCACUCCCAAGCAACAACAAGCUACAACGCCAAAAUUCCUGUAAAGAAGAUAUAGACCCUGAGAAUGUUCCAAGUCGGCCGGAACAUUUCGCAAGAAUUUCUUCACACAGAGAGCUUCGAGAACCUCUGGAAGGGAAGCAGUUACCAAACGUUUUACCGCAUUCAAUUGAAGCUGGGAACGAUGCUUACUAUAUUGGAGAUGUAUACGCACCCUCAAAUAUUGUCCAUGACUGGGAAAUUGAUACGUGUGAAGAACCUCCACCCCAGCAGACAAAAUCUAUUAACUCGUCAGUUAAUAUUUUGAAACCUAGUGAUGAUAGGUGUUACCUUCAGUAUAUCAAAAAUAUAUCGAGAGGAUGGCCCGGCUUAUCAUAUCUGUCAAAAUGGAUGGAGGUCACUACGUCGCCCGUGAAAUGGAAACACAUUACUACGGAUAAUCGAAAAAUCCGUGCCGAAAGGACUAAAGUCGCUAUUAUUGACGUUUUUCCAGAAGGCCCGGAAGUCCAAUUGUUCUAUGACAUUCAUAAACUCGAGGAAUUCUUUAAAAAUCCCAAAAAUAUUAAUCCGGACCACGAAAGACUCUUCAUCGUGGAAGACAUAUCUCGAGAUGUCGUGGAGUUACUUGGGAGCCAUUACAACGUGGACCCGUUUUUCUGGAGAGGCCAUAUUAGUGAUUAUCUGUGGUAUAAUACUAGAGAUCCUUGGGUCGAACUAGAAGAGCUUCCACAUAUCGCUGGGGAAAGAAACUACUUUAACCUACCUUACGUCCACCCGAGAUACUUUCAAAACCAGGAGUCAUAUUUAAAGGCUACAGUAGAGGCAGGAAAAAUGAAUGUGCUUAGACGUUUGGAUAACGACGGCAUUAAUGUUUAUGUCCUAGAUAAUGACGAGUCGGUUGUAGCACUCUGUCGAAGUAAAGCUUCUUUCUGGAUGAGACCUGAGGGUGGAAAAGCUAAGGAAGAACGUGCUUUAGGUAUUCUUGUUGUAGACCCGAGUUUCACAGAAGGGUCGCCACUUUGGGGAGGAUAUCGAAAUUUUGAUCCUUGUCCACCUCUUCAUGCGGAAGAGUUUGGGGUACCUCCAAAGGAUACUCUAUUUGACAAUACCGUUCACUGGACGAUGAAGAAUCUGAGGGAACAACAAGGAAAUCUUAAACACCAACCCAAACUCAUGGCAGUGUCUAUUCUUAACAUUAUUGCCGCAGAGUGGCUGACGGUUAAGCAAUAUCUUAUAACGCGUUUAACACAAAUCGAAUGGGAGCUCCAAGUUCCAGAUUUCCGUGGUGAAGGUGUACAAUACGGUUUGGACCGUUGUUUGAGUCGACUUCACCCAUUUCGUCGCUCGCUACCUGCCUAUCGAAGAUGGAUCGAGAGCAACCUAAACGGCAUUCUCAACGACGAGGACCUUAAAUCUCUGGAUUCAGUGAACAAUCCUUUGGUCAAAGCAAGAACGGACUUUACGACCAUUUUAAAAGAACUAGAUGUAAUCGAAGGACGAGUGCACAAUAUGGUCAAUACCGUCGCCACAAUAUUAUCACUAGAAGGAAUGAAGAAAAGCACAAAACAGAACGACACAAUAGCUCGCCUAACCAUUCUCGCCUCAAUCUUCGGUCCGUUAUCAUUCGUUUCGAGCUUUCUAAGCAUGACUCCGGAUAUAACAGAGUUACGCUCCACCGCCGGAUACUUCUUUAUUUUAGCGAUACCGCUUACUUUAUUCGCCAUUUCCAUUGCGCAAUGGCCUGCGAUAAAGAACUUUGUCAUAGCCAGAUGCCCCAAGCGAAGGGAUCGAGGUAAUCAGCAUAUGGUCUGA
This is a messenger RNA of Orbilia oligospora ATCC 24927, 1812 nucleotides long. RefSeq lists its product as uncharacterized. Gene Ontology annotation, cellular component: membrane. The coding region runs from base 1 to 1812 and encodes 603 amino acids. NCBI's taxonomy places the organism in Eukaryota, Fungi, Ascomycota, Orbiliomycetes, Orbiliales, Orbiliaceae. The record is from RefSeq and is a predicted model, not a curated record. The transcript has 2 exons. Gene Ontology annotation, molecular function: metal ion transmembrane transporter activity. Gene Ontology annotation, biological process: transmembrane transport; metal ion transport.